Molecule: messenger RNA, 3134 nt
Organism: Aspergillus homomorphus CBS 101889
Lineage: Eukaryota; Fungi; Ascomycota; Eurotiomycetes; Eurotiales; Aspergillaceae
Gene: sey1
Product: dynamin-like GTPase SEY1
Exons: 4
Coding region: 430-3003 (857 amino acids)
Biological process (GO): endoplasmic reticulum membrane fusion
Cellular component (GO): endoplasmic reticulum
Molecular function (GO): GTP binding; GTPase activity
Source: RefSeq, a predicted model, not a curated record
CCGCCUGCCUCCUCCUGACCAGACCUGACUUGACCUCCAGCCACACUCUUCCCAACAACAUAUGAACUCACUAACUAACUUCCUCUUCGAUCAGCGGGGCGCUUCUCUUGAUUCUCGAAUUGUCUUGUGAUUCUUGUCCCCGUUUCCCAUGGUGAUGCCCUUCUGACCUCAUUAUACUGUCGCUCACCUCGCUCCUUGCAUCCUCCCUCCCCCCCGUUUUAUCUCUUCUUGUACAAUACUACUAGUCUACUUCCUCUUGCCACGGUCUCCGCAUCUGACGUCCCUUUUCCACUUGCGCCCCGGGUUGUACUUGAUUGCAGCUCUGCUCCCACCACAGCCCCCUUUUAGUUAUUUUUCGGAUAUACAUUGGACGAGAACACGCUUUAGCAUUGUCGACCGGCGUGCCGCGCAAACGCCUGUUAUCCCGUCAUGGCAACCAACGGCCAUUUUGCCUCGAUUGGCAACGGCAGCAGCGACAAGACUGCUUACGAGCAUGGCGUGCAAGUCAUUGACGGAGACAAGGAAUUCAAUCCGAACCUUUCGCAAUACCUAAACCUCGAAGAUGUCACCCACGCGGGUUUUAACUACCACCUCAUCUCCGUGUUCGGGUCCCAGUCGACGGGAAAGUCCACGCUGCUGAAUCACCUCUUCGGCACGCAUUUCUCCGUCAUGUCCGAGCUGGAGCGUCGCCAGACGACCAAGGGUAUCUGGAUGUCGAAGAACAAGAACGGUGGGGACUCAUCGAUGGCGGAUAACAUCCUGGUCAUGGACGUGGAGGGCACGGACGGUCGCGAGAGAGGCGAGGACCAGGAUUUCGAGCGCAAGAGCGCUCUCUUUGCGCUGGCGACCAGUGAGGUCUUGAUCGUCAAUAUCUGGGAACACCAGGUCGGAUUGUAUCAGGGCGCAAACAUGGGAUUGCUCAAGACGGUGUUCGAGGUCAAUCUGCAGCUGUUCCUGAAGGAUCGGAAUACCACCCACCGAUCCCUCCUCUUCUUCGUGAUCCGUGAUUUCGUCGGCAAUACGCCCCUGAAGAACUUGCAGACUACCCUCAUGGAGGACAUGUCCCGACUGUGGGACUCGAUCUCGAAGCCCGCCGGCUUGGAGCAGUCGUCGGUGCACGAUUACUUUGAUUUCCAAUUCUACGGCCUUCCGCACAAGAGCUACCAGCCUGAGCAGUUCGUCGCCGAGACUAAGAAGCUCAGCCUACGUUUCCGUGAAGACCACAAGGACGCCAGCCUCGACCCUCGCAAGGGUGAAUUCUCCGAUGGGGGAGUUUUCCUGCCCGAGUACCACCGCAGAAUCCCUGCGGAUGGAUUCUCCAAGUAUGCGGAGGGAAUCUGGGAUCAGAUUGUGAACAACAAGGACCUGGACCUUCCGACUCAACAGGAGCUGUUGGCACAGUUCCGCUGCGAUGAAAUUCUUCGGGAGGUCAUGGUUGCGUUUGACGAGGCUAUUGUCCCCUUCGAGGACAAGCAAUCGCAGGCAGCUCGCCUUGGGGAGCCAGAGAUCCUCGGUGGCUUGGGCGCUGCCAUGCGCUCCUCUCGCAGCAAGGCGUUCAGCAGUUUUGAGGUCGAGGCCAGUCGGUAUCACAAGGGUGUCUACCAGCGCAAGCAGGCGGAGCUGGAGGAUAAGAUUGACACCCGCCUGAAGGCGCUCUUCCAGGGUCAACUGGAUGCCAUGCACAAGGCCGGCAUCAACGAGUUCAGCGAGGCGGUCUCCGGCACUGUCAAGGCUGGUCAGAAGAAGGGUACCGGCUACGACUUUGCGGAGAUCGUCAACGAGGAGGUGACCAAGGCGAUCCAGAAGUUCGAGGAGGUUGCGCGCGCCACUGUCGUCGAGGAGACGGCCUGGAGCGAUUACCAGCAGCAGUUGUCUCUGUAUGAGAAAGAGCUGGCCGAUGUGAGCGCACGGUUGCGACGGGAGGAGAUGAGACGGCUGGCCAGUCGGGUUGAGCGCUGGGUUCAGUCCCGUUUGGGAGAAUCGAUCGGCUUGGAGUUCAACGCGCUUGGCUCUGGCCGCGCCGGAGGCGGUGCACCAGAGGAAGGCGACAAGCCUACCGAGAAGAAAUUCUGGGACCGCGUCUGGAAUGUGUUUGUCGAGACGGUUCUCGAUGCUGAGCGCAGAUUUACCGACCGCGCCAGUAGCUUCGAUGCCAGUUUAGAAGAGGUGGAUGUUGGCCUGUGGCGCUUGCGCCGGAAGUCCUGGGGUGUGCUGCGUGCCAAGAUUGAGGAGGAGAUGCUGGAAGGCAAUUUGCUCCUGAAGCUGCGCGAGAACUUUGAGGACAAAUUCCGCUAUGACGAGGCUGGUGUGCCCAGGAUCUGGCGCCCGACGGAUGACAUUGAGGGUAUCUAUACACGGGCUCGCGAGUCGACGCUAACGCUCAUCCCGCUGCUAUCCCGCUUUCGCCUCGAGGAAACGUCCACUCCGCCUCCGCUGGAUCGCUGGAUCGGCCACACCCCCAGCUCUUCGACACCGGCGGACGAGGAGGACCUGCCGCCGAUUGGAGGAGUGGAUGAAGAGGAAGGCAAGAGCUUGGAGGAGGAGAUGACGAUGCUCAGCGAGGCCAAGCGCCAGGAAUUGACGGUGCGGUUCAAGAAGGCGGCGGAUGGAGUCUAUGUGGAGGCUAAGCGGAGUGCCAUCGGGGGCAUGACGCAGGUUCCGCUGUACUUCUAUGGUAUUCUCCUUGCGCUCGGCUGGAACGAGAUCAUUGCCGUGCUUCGUAACCCGGCCUACUUCUUCCUGUUGUUCGUGUGCGCAGUGGCCGCAUACGUGACCUAUCAGCUCAACCUCUGGGGACCGAUCAUGAAGAUGACGGAGGCGGCCUCCAACCAGGCCAUGGUGGAGGGCAAGCGACGACUGCGCGAGUUUCUUGAGUCGUCCGAUACAGGCCGUCAGGCAAUUGCUAUGUCGACGCCGGGCGGCGCUGGGCGGGGCGAGGAGCAUGAGAUGUCGCGACUCAACAAGAAAGGACAGAGUGUGACAGAGGAUGAAGAUGAUCUGUGAAUAGGGGAGACAGUGUCUUGAGUUCUUGUAUUCAUCAUUGUGUAUUGUCUUGUCUAAAUAGAUAUUCUUAUAUAACGGCCUGCAGCUGUUUCCACCGCUCACCGGAAUUACUCCGAUUCCCCGCUUUCUCC